This is a messenger RNA of Gracilinanus agilis (Agile Gracile Mouse Opossum), 3031 nucleotides long. It is a transcript of the gene PAF1, whose product is annotated as PAF1 homolog, Paf1/RNA polymerase II complex component. The coding region runs from base 123 to 1790 and encodes 555 amino acids. The record is from RefSeq and is a predicted model, not a curated record. Lineage: Eukaryota; Metazoa; Chordata; Mammalia; Didelphimorphia; Didelphidae. Gene Ontology annotation, biological process: transcription elongation by RNA polymerase II. Gene Ontology annotation, cellular component: Cdc73/Paf1 complex. Gene Ontology annotation, molecular function: RNA polymerase II complex binding; chromatin binding. The transcript is spliced from 14 exons.
GCCGCCGCCAGGGUAGCUGGGAGGCGGAGCGGUCCACAGAGUUGCCUCGAGAGCCCCCUGGGUGGCUCGCGGGCAAGGCUUGGCCCCAAUCACGACCAGUGAACCUUCUCGUCGCCGCCGUCAUGGCGCCCACCAUCCAGACCCAGGCCCAGCGGGAAGACGGCCACAGACCCAACUCCCAUAGGACUUUGCCGGAGAGGUCCGGUGUGGUCUGUCGAGUCAAGUACUGUAACAGUCUUCCAGACAUCCCUUUUGACCCCAAGUUUAUCACAUAUCCCUUUGACCAGAAUAGGUUUGUCCAGUAUAAGGCGACAUCUCUUGAAAAACAGCACAAGCAUGACCUGCUUACAGAGCCAGACCUGGGAGUCACUAUCGAUCUCAUCAACCCCGACACCUACCGAAUUGAUCCUAAUGUUCUCCUAGAUCCAGCAGAUGAAAAAUUACUCGAAGAAGAGAUCCAGGCCCCAACCAGCUCUAAAAGGUCCCAGCAGCAUGCAAAGGUGGUACCCUGGAUGAGAAAGACAGAAUAUAUCUCCACAGAGUUCAACCGUUAUGGCAUCUCCAAUGAAAAACCUGAAGUCAAGAUUGGGGUGUCUGUGAAGCAGCAGUUCACCGAGGAAGAGAUCUACAAAGAUCGAGACAGCCAGAUCACAGCUAUCGAGAAGACGUUUGAGGAUGCCCAGAAGUCGAUUUCUCAGCACUACAGCAAGCCCAGGGUGACACCUGUCGAGGUGAUGCCUGUUUUCCCAGACUUUAAGAUGUGGAUCAAUCCUUGUGCCCAGGUGAUCUUUGAUUCAGACCCAGCCCCCAAAGAUACCAGUGGUUCUGCAGCCCUGGAGAUGAUGUCUCAAGCCAUGAUCAGAGGAAUGAUGGAUGAGGAGGGCAACCAGUUUGUGGCCUACUUUCUGCCAGUGGAAGAGACCAUGAGGAAGCGCAAACGUGACCAGGAAGAAGAGAUGGAUUAUGCCCCAGAUGAUGUCUAUGAUUAUAAGAUUGCGAGGGAGUACAACUGGAACGUGAAGAACAAGGCUAGCAAAGGCUAUGAAGAAAACUACUUCUUCAUCUUCCGAGAAGGAGAUGGAGUCUACUACAAUGAGCUAGAGACCAGGGUUCGCCUCAGCAAACGUCGGGCCAAGGCUGGAGUGCAGUCAGGCACCAAUGCCUUGCUUGUGGUCAAACACCGGGACAUGAAUGAGAAGGAGCUGGAAGCUCAGGAAGCUCGGAAGGCCCAGCUGGAGAACCAUGAGCCAGAAGAAGAGGAAGAGGAGGAGCUGGAGAUGGAGAAAGAGGCCCCAGGCUCAGAUGAAGAAAGAGAAAAAGGAAGCGGCAGUGAAAAGGAGGCCAGUGAGGAGGAAGAGGAGGAGCGGUCAGGCAGUGAGAGUGAGCGGGGAGAGGAGGAGAAGGAGAGCGAGAAGAGUGGGAGCGGGGAAGAUGAACCCGAAGAAGAGAGCAGCGAAGAUGAAGCCCGGGCAGCCCGAGACAAGGAAGAGAUCUUUGGAAGUGAUGCAGACUCGGAAGAAGAUGAAGAGGAGGAAGAAGAGGAAGAAGAUGGGGGUGGGCGAGCAGGGGGCAGUGGGGAAGACGAGGAUGAGGAGAGUGGCAGUGAGGGGGAGCCCGGGCGGCACAGCCGUAGCCGCAGCCGCAGCCGUAGUCCUAGCCGCAGCCGCAGUCCCAGCCGAAGCCCCAGCCCCAGCCCCUCCUUCCUCAGUGCCAGUGACCAUUCGGCCCAAGAGGAUGGCAGUGAAGGGGGUGCUUCUGACUCCAGUGAGGAGGCCAGUGACAGUGACUGAGGCUCAGUGGCCGACCACAGGCUGCCCAACUGGCCAAGAGGGGCUGGGCCUCUCUAGCUCAGGCACCAUUCUCAGGACAAAAGGAAAAUGCCCAUUUUUUUUUUUAAACUUUUUGCUGUCAAUAAAGGCAAUAUGUUUAUAAGUUGAAAGGUAGGAAUCUGUUACCUUUAUCCCAACGGACAUCCCCCUCCCUUCCUGCUUCCCAGAGGGGGAAGCCUGGGCACAUGCAUCCCCCCUGCCCCAACUCCAUACAAGGGGGCCCAGUCCCAAGAAGCAAGGCGUCAAAGAUUGGGCCAGAGGAGGAGUCUUGGGUUUUCAUUAAAUGUAUUAUAACAAAGGUCAGAUUUUUUUUUUUCCAAAAUAAGCCCGGACCAUUAAACAAGUGAAACUCCAACAAAUUUGUCUUCUCCAACAGAGAGAAAAACUGUGUACAGUUACUCAAAGCUGCUUCUGCCAGUGGGGCUGGGGGAAGAUGGAGUGCUGAAACCAUGGAGGGCCCGGGAGGGGAGGGAAAAUAGGGGACGGGGGACUGGGUCCUGCCCGUCGGGGUGGGGGCCGCCUGCGUCCCACACACUCUGGUGUCAGGCUGGAGGGUGGGAGAGGGUGUUUUUCUCCUCUCUGGGGGUCCCCACCCCUUUCCAAUAGGGAGGUCCUCACUGGUAGGCUGAGCCGGCUCAGGCCUAACAGAUUGAUGGGAUGGGACCUGGCUGGGGAUGGGGGUAGGGGGGGAACCUAGAGUGGACAGGAACCCCUACCCCACAAAACACCAUUCUGCUGAUUCCAAAUCGUGGUGUCCCCUUGUCCCCCUGUGGGGUGAGGAUCCCCAGGAGAUGGGGGACAGGCAAAGGCACAGCAAUAUGGAGGGGAUGGGGGAGAGGGGCUUGCAUAGGUUGAUGAGUGCAAGAGGUACAUAAAUAAACCCGAGCCCCUCCCCACCCCUCCCCCCAGCCAGGGUGUGGGGAGGCCCCCUGGAGAUGAGGCCCCUGGGAUUCCCUGCCCCCUCCCUCCCUGGGCAAAAAAGGGGGCAGGAAAGGGAAUAGACCAGGAACUGAGGAGGGAGAGUGGAGCCAGGGGCACCAGACUGGGUGGCUGUUGGGAAGAAGGGAAAGGGGCCAGGAGGCUUGGGGGGGGGGGUUUUUUGGUUUUUUUUUUCCAACAUUUUGUUUCUUUAAUAACAUACGUAAUGGUUACCAGCCAUAGUCAUAACAAAAGUUAUUCAUAAAAUGUAUCUAAAAAUAACA